AUGCCUUCCUUCACACUCUUCUCAAAGCUCCCAAAGGAGCUCCGCGAGCAAAUCUGGCUGAAAAGCCUCCCCACCACCACCACCGUCGAAUUCAAUGAAGCAGAAUUCGACGUAACAGCCAUCUCUCCUCCCCUCCCUCACCUCCUCACAUCAAAGGAAGCGCAGGCCACAGCGCUCUCCUCUCUCUCCCCCUCUCCCUUCCCCAUCUGGGGCCCAGAAGACUGGGAAACGCUGCUCCUGGACGGCGAGAAGAUGACACUCCAAGUCAUCAUUCACCCAUCAAAAUCCGCCUCAUUAACCAUCACAUGGACAGAUGUGUGGAGCGUGCUGGGAGAUGCGCUGCUGGCGGCGCAGUCGCUUCAUUUUGUGUGUCGGGAGCCAGAGCGGCUGGCGAGGCUGUUUAUGCUGGAGGAGAAGGAGUGGCUUGGCGUGGGCCAGGCGUGUAAUGAAGCGGGGUUGUUUAUGAAUGGGGAGAGUGUCGCCGGGGAGAGGACGACGAGGGAGGCGUUGUGGAAGGGGGUGACAGUCACUGCUAGCAAGCAUACUGUGGAGGAGAUUGAGCGGGGAGAGGGAAGAGGGGAGGUGGAGGUUUGGAAGUUGGGGGAGCAGAGGUUUUCGAGGGGGUUUGGGGAGAAGAGAGAGGUGGUGACGACGAGGGGGUUUGAGAGGGUGGACGUGGAGUGGGAUGAAGGGGCUUCGGUGGCGCAGAUUCACCGUGCUGCGAAGGCUUUUGAGCCACGGGGUGGAAUGGCCUUGGAGGAGGAGGAGGAGGAGGAGGGGGCGAUGCAGAGGUCAGUAGAACUGACUGAGGACGCAAUCACGAGGCACGUGGAGGAGUGCGAGAGGAUUUGGCCUCCGGAGCCAAGGGCCCCUGGUAUGGAGGAGGGAAGCAUUUCAUAUCCCGACAAUGCUGCGGUGGAGAAGUGGCUUGGAUAG
Messenger RNA from Bipolaris maydis ATCC 48331, 936 nucleotides. RefSeq lists its product as uncharacterized. The record is from RefSeq and is a predicted model, not a curated record. Lineage: Eukaryota; Fungi; Ascomycota; Dothideomycetes; Pleosporales; Pleosporaceae.